Phycomyces blakesleeanus NRRL 1555(-) is the source of this 1625-nucleotide messenger RNA. RefSeq names its product transcription factor E2F/dimerization partner. The record is from RefSeq and is a predicted model, not a curated record. Lineage: Eukaryota; Fungi; Mucoromycota; Mucoromycetes; Mucorales; Phycomycetaceae. The transcript has 3 exons. Bases 49 to 1044 code for a protein of 331 amino acids. Gene Ontology annotation, cellular component: nucleus; transcription regulator complex. Gene Ontology annotation, molecular function: RNA polymerase II transcription regulatory region sequence-specific DNA binding; DNA-binding transcription factor activity, RNA polymerase II-specific. Gene Ontology annotation, biological process: regulation of cell cycle; regulation of transcription by RNA polymerase II.
AACUCUCCUUCUCUCUCAACCUCAACCAAAAAACCAGAAAAAAAAACCAUGUUCACUCCCAGAAAUAACCAAAAGUCCCUUCCGUCGAUUGAGCACAUCCUCACUCCCGCCACCAGUCCUCUCACCAAUAGUCCCUUGUCGCCACCAGCCACUUUCCCUUCCCCUCAGAAAGCCAUUCACUCCGUUCGCAAGGCCUCUAUUGCCUCUCUGCUCAACUCGGACCCUGAGCUACGCCGUCUUGAUGAGGAAGAGAAUUUGUCCAACUACCAGUCUCAUUUUAGCAACCCUGUUCUCCUGUCUAUAAAGAGAGGAAGACCCUGCAAUUCGGUAGACCAACCACUCAAGAAGCGUAAAUCCCCCCCUUCUUCACUUGACCUUCCACGCGCAACAAAGGGCCUCCGUCACUUUAGCAAACAGGUGUGUGACAAGGUUGAAGCUAAAGGCGUCACGACUUAUAAUGAGGUAGCUGAUCAAUUGGCCAAAGAUAUCCAAGCCUUGAACCCUGGAGACGAGCAUGUCUACGAUCAGAAGAAUAUUCGCCGUAGAGUCUACGAUGCCCUGAACGUUCUCAUGGCAAUGAAUAUCAUCACCAAAAAUAAAAAAGAAAUCAAAUGGCUCGGAAUCCCAUCCUCCCUCAAAUCGUCUUCUGAGGCUGGUGAUCGUGCAAAGCAACUUCAACAGCAAAUUGAACAAGAAGAAUUACUUCAGGCCGAGCUCAUUUCUCGCAAACAGCAGACCACCCGCCAACUUACCAAUAAGGUUGGCCAAUAUGUCAAGAUUAGACAGCUCAUUCAUCGCAACCAAAAAUCACCUCCUCCCGACCAGUCCAUCAUUUCAGAAUUGCCUAUCAAUCUGACAACUGGAUACAACAACGAGAUCAGCUGCGAAGGCAAAAUGUCCAAGUACCCUAUCUAUGACAUCCUUGACUCCAUCGAUCUUCCCUUUUCUUCUCACCCAGCCAUCUGGCUCCCUGACCAGUCCUGGUAUAAGUAUCUGCCUGAGCCCACCCCUUCCGUUCUUUCUCCUGUUAGCCUUGUCUCCUAAGCCAAAGAAAAAAAAUCAAUCAAAAAAACAAAACAAAAACCACUAAAAAAAUCACCAAAAAAAAAAGCCAAAUCGAAUUCACAAUGAAUUCGCAACUCAUCACAUUCAUAUUCACUAAGAUUUAUUACACAACCCAUUUCUCUCUUUUUUGAACCCUUCUCAUCUAUUUAUUUAUUUUUCGUAUAUAGUUCCUUUUCUACCCCCCAAACCCUUCACUUAUCUUUUAUUCAUGCAAAACCAACCUAUCUAUUAUCAACCCAAAAGCACUCUUUUUUUUCAUUAUUAUUUAUUAUUCAUUUUCCUUUCAUUUUUAUUUAUUUAUUGAAAAUUCGGUAAUUUGUUUUCCUUUCUUUUUUUUCUUUUUACAAAAAAUUCACCUUGUUAUAUAUUAUGCUUUCUUUAACACAUUCAUAUUCCAUUUGCCAUAUAUACUUCACGCGCAUGCACACAAUUAUUAGCUUAUAAAUCACACACAAACACUCAUACGUACAUAUACACACACACAAAUUCAUAUACCAAUUCAUAUUCUAUAUCAAAUAAAGCACACACAAACGAUCAAAGCGUAUAAUUCAUAUAAAGAU